UUUAUUUCCAUUUCCACAGCAGUUUAUUUCCGUUUUAUUUUACUUUUUAGUUUAGAUAAUUUAAUCAGUGUGGAGCAUAGAGUGCUCGCUAUUUUCUUUGGCGUGAAAACACAUCAAUUAAUUUAAUAUGGUAGACACUGCUAACGACGAUAUUCCUAAUAUUGUGGUUCUUGACGGCGGCUUUUCUACACAACUCGCCUGCCACAUAGGAUCAACUGGGGAUGGUGAUCCAUUAUGGAGUGCAAGAUUUCUGCAAACACAUCCUCAAGAAAUAGUUAACACACACUUGGAUUUUCUACGAGCCGGUGCCGAUGCAAUUAUGACUAAUACUUACCAGGCUUCCGUAGGGGGCUUCGUGAAACAUCUCGAUGUUACUCCGCAAGAGGGGUUGGCUCUAAUCCGCCGUGCUGUCGGUUUGGCAAAGCGUGCUCGUGAUACAUACUUAGAAGAAUGUCUCAACAAUGGUGUUUCAACUCAAACACCUUUAAUAGUAGGCUCUGUCGGGCCAUAUGGUGCACAUCUGCAUGAUGGAUCAGAGUAUGAUGGCAGUUAUGCUGAUAAAACUUCACCUGAAACAUUGCGUGAUUGGCAUGCUCCUCGUAUGCAAGCUUUAAUAGAGGCUGGAAUAGAUCUUCUUGCAUUUGAAACUAUUCCCUGCCAAAAAGAAGCAGAAGUUCUUGUUCAGAUGCUUACUGAAUAUCCAAUGUCAAAAGCUUGGCUUUCUUUUAGUUGCCAAGAUGCUGUUUCCCUAGCUCAUGGUGAAAAUUUCCAGGAGGUUGCCAAAAGGUGUUGGGAAAUGAGUUCUGGCCAACUUGUAGCCAUUGGUGUUAAUUGCUGUUCACCCAAUAUAGUAUCUACAUUAUUUAAAGGUAUCAAUGCUGACCGGAAACAAGCUCCUAUACCUCUUAUAACAUACCCUAAUUCUGGUGAGAAAUACAAUCCACAAAUAGGUUGGAUAGAUGGAGAUCAAUGUGAUGCAAUUGAGACAUUUGUGCAUGAAUGGUUGGACAUUGGAGUGAGAUACAUUGGAGGUUGCUGUAGGACGUAUGGAGCAGACAUCUCUCGUAUAAGGAGCCAAGUGUACAGCUGGUUAGACAGGAAAAAGUUUGCUGAGAACUGAUAGACCAAUUAACCUUACUGAUUAUAUUAUUCUUGCAUUGUCUUAGGUGUUUGUAGAUAGGAAAUAACUGUUAAUGAUUUAUGUCAAAGGUUCUUGUUUAGGGGCUUAGUCAUUUGUGUUGUUUUAUUGAAUAAAAAAUGUUUUAUGUUUUAAAAAUGUAGCAAAAAUUUAUAUUUUAGCUUGUAAUUAGAACUAAAAUUGUGAUAAAAAUAUAUUUAAAAAGUUGUUUAUUCAAUAGCAGUAAAGCUUUAAUCUUUGAGACUAUUAUUAAUUUCAGAGAGUAUUUGGUUUAUCUAUGGAAAAAGACAAGAAAGAUAAUAAAUUCCAGAUGAUGCUCAAAGAAAACGAAACUUUGAAAGAGCAAAAUAUGAAGCUGAAUUUCAAUACAUCUAACUUGGAAAAAUACAUUGGGAAGGUAUGUUAUUUGUGAGUAGUUUAAAACUCGCCAUGCACAGUCACAGCCUGGUUUCAUGAUGUGGUAUGCAAAUACUUUGUUGUCUAAUUUUAAACCAUAUUUGGACAAUGUUACGUGUUCUUUUGAGCUUGAAUCCCAUGAGCCAUCAAAUUUAGCUCUUAAAAAAAGAAGAAAAUAUCAUGAAUGAAUUUUCCUAUUUUUGUGUUAUAUAAAUAUUGUUACACUCUGUUCUGUAAUUACAACCCUUGUUCUAUGUUUAAAAUAUAUUCAUGUUGCAUCAUUCAU
This is a messenger RNA of Diatraea saccharalis (sugarcane borer), 1820 nucleotides long. The record is from the annotation of a GenBank genome assembly. NCBI's taxonomy places the organism in Eukaryota, Metazoa, Arthropoda, Insecta, Lepidoptera, Crambidae.